AUGGCGCGGUGGACGACGACGGCGCGCGCGCGGGCGCCGGCGCGGGCGCGCGCGCGGGCGGUGCGCGCGGUGGUCGGGCGUCGCGCGGGGCGCGCGGGCGCGGCGCGUCCGCGCGCGGGCGCGGCGUCGCCGACGACGCGGGCGAAGAGGGACGGGACGGAGGAACAGGGCGCGACCGCGUCGUCGUCGACGUCGAGGGCGUCGAUGGAGGCCGCGCGGGGGCGGGCGCGGGUGCGGGAUGGGAGGGUGGACGGGCGCGGCGCGGCGUUGGACGACUAUCGCGCGCGAUGGGACGUUCCGUGGGACGGUGGGACGGUGACGGUGGGGAUACUCGGGUGGUCCGUCGCUUUCGUUGGCGUCGCGGCGCUCGCGGGACCGGUCGCGUUGAGCGUUUUGGGGGUCGAUCCGGCGUCGAUGUCGGUGACGGAGCGGGCGGAGUACCUGCUCGGCGUGCAGGUGGCGGAGACGGCGACGAGUCUGGGACUGGUGUACGCGUUGUUGUCCCCGUACGCGGAGACGAUUCAAGAAGAGGGUAAUGAUUGGUUUAAAAUCGAUUUCUCCGAGCCGUUUGAGCGCGAACGCGGGUGGGCGAAGUACGGAUUGAUCGGUUACGCGACGACGUUUCUGGCGCUCGCGGCGACUGGAUUCGCGCUCGAUUUCUUCGAGCGCGCGAGCGGGGGACAACAGGCGGUGGAGGCGGCGGCGAAGCAGGCGGGGACGAUCGACGGCGUUUUGCCGCUCAUUCAAGGGGACUCGGGGACGAUGAUCGCGGUGUUGACGGUGACGAGCGUCCUCGCGCCGCUCCUGGAGGAGGUCGUCUUUCGCGGAUUUCUCCUCGCGUCGCUCACCAAGUGGUUACCCACCCCGGGAGCCGUGCUCUUCAGCAGCGUCUUGUUCGCCUGCGCGCACUUGGCGCCGAGAGAUUUCGUGGAGCUAACCGUCCUCGGGAUGGUUCUCGGUUUCUCCUACGCGCGGACGCGAAAUUUGCUCACGCCAAUGUUGAUUCACUCGCUGUGGAAUAGCGGCGUGUUGGUCGUGCUUGCGAUCGCGAUCAAGCUCGACGUAGCGCACGAGCUUGGUGUGCCGGGUUUCUAA
This is a messenger RNA of Ostreococcus tauri, 1095 nucleotides long. RefSeq names its product CAAX amino terminal protease. Gene Ontology annotation, cellular component: membrane. Gene Ontology annotation, biological process: CAAX-box protein processing. Lineage: Eukaryota; Viridiplantae; Chlorophyta; Mamiellophyceae; Mamiellales; Bathycoccaceae. The transcript has a single exon. Gene Ontology annotation, molecular function: metalloendopeptidase activity. The record is from RefSeq and is a predicted model, not a curated record. Bases 1 to 1095 code for a protein of 364 amino acids.